Messenger RNA from Leopardus geoffroyi (Geoffroy's cat), 1727 nucleotides. RefSeq names its product trace amine associated receptor 1 (gene TAAR1). The transcript has a single exon. Lineage: Eukaryota; Metazoa; Chordata; Mammalia; Carnivora; Felidae. Gene Ontology annotation, biological process: G protein-coupled receptor signaling pathway. Gene Ontology annotation, molecular function: trace-amine receptor activity. The record is from RefSeq and is a predicted model, not a curated record. Gene Ontology annotation, cellular component: membrane. The coding region runs from base 24 to 1028 and encodes 334 amino acids.
AAGCUGGUGGAUAGCCCUCAGGAAUGAUGUCGUUUUGCCACAAUGUCAUUAACAUUUCUUGUGUGAAAAGCAGCUGGUCAAAUGAUGUCCGUGCUUCCCUGUACAGUUUAAUGGUGCUCAUAAUUCUGACCACACUCAUUGGCAAUCUGAUAGUCAUUAUUUCCAUAUCACACUUCAGGCAACUUCAUACCCCAACGAAUUGGCUCAUUCAUUCCAUGGCGACCGUAGAUUUUCUGCUGGGGUGCCUGGUCAUGCCUUAUAGUAUGGUGAGAUCUGUUGAGCAUGGCUGGUACUUUGGAGAAGUCUUCUGUAAAAUUCACACCAGCACUGACAUUAUGCUGAGCUCGGCAUCCAUUUUCCACUUGUCCUUCAUUUCCAUUGACCGCUACUAUGCUGUGUGUGACCCACUGAGAUACAAAGCCAAGAUCAGUAUCUUGGUUAUUUUUGUGAUGAUCUUCAUUAGUUGGAGUGUCCCCGCUCUUUUUGCAUUUGGAAUGAUCUUUCUGGAGCUCAACUUCAAAGGAGCUGAAGAGAUAUAUUACAAGUACAUUCACUGUAUAGGUGGUUGCUCUGUCUUCUUUAGCAAAACAUCUGGGGUACUGGCCUUUAUGACUUCUUUCUAUAUACCUGGAUCUAUUAUGUUGUGUGUCUAUUCCAGAAUAUACUUCAUAGCUCAAGGACAGGCAAGAUCAAUUAAUGAUGCAAUUGGAUUGGAAGAGAAAAAUGGAAUGUCACAAAACAAAGAAAGGAAAGCUGCAAAGACUUUAGGGAUUGUGGUGGGAGUUUUCCUAAUAUGCUGGUGUCCUUUCUUUGUCUGCAUGGUCAUGGACCCUUUCCUGGACUAUGCUAUUCCACCCACCUUAAAUGAUGCAUUGGUUUGGUGUGGAUACCUGAACUCUACUUUCAAUCCAAUGGUUUAUGCAUUUUUCUACCCCUGGUUCAGAAAAGCACUGAAGAUGAUUCUAUGUGGUAAAAUUUUCCAAAAAGACUCUUGUAGGUAUAAACUAUUUUUAGAGUCACAUCCAUAGAAUUAUUAUGUUUACUAUUUACUGCUUUGCAAAACAGCUGGUGAUCAUAAUUUUGAACACAACAUAAUUAACCACAUGCACCAAUUGUGGGGUCUUUUAUCAAAUGUUUGAGCCAAAGAAUGGAUAGUGACAUAUAAUGCUUUUACUUCACUUCCUUUUUGGGACACAGUGGAUGUAAUCCUUGCCAUGCUUACUAUUACAUAGAAGCUUUGCAAGUCCAGAAUUUAAGGCCUUACGUUAAGAGCCUUUCUUGCCCUUAGCUGAACUGCCAUGAAUUGACAAUUGUUCAAUGCUGGAAAUUAUGGGGCCGCAAUUGGAUAUGCAAAUUAGAAUUACUUUGUCAUCCAUUUGCUCGAAUAUAUAUGUCUUUUUGUGAAUUCAAAUAAAGUGCACAUUAAAUGAUAUUAAAUACUUUUUAUACAUAAUUUGCUAUUUAUCAUGAAUUCUUAUUAAUAUAUAUUCCACUUUUAAAAUAUUUUGAUUUUCAUCUUUUUAUAAUAUGCUUUCUUGAUUCUCAUACUUGCAGAAAUUUGGAAAAUAAGGGAAAAAUAAAAAUAAAAUAUCGUAUAGAAACAAAAUGAAAAUAAAGAUAUCACUCAUAGUUCACCUCCUGAAAAAACUUAAAAUUCUUGACAACAUAAUUUUUUGGUAACUGUAUAAUGUUACAACGUAUGGAUGCACAAAGAUUUUUUUAGACCA